GGCCAAAGCCAAGCAACAGAGCGGCUCCGCGGGGAGCGACGGCGAAUGACGCUAACAACGCCGUCCGGUAAAGAUAACGGGAGGGCUGCUCCGUUUCAAAAUAAGAACCGAAUUCAAACUGCCGAAUACAGCACCCGCGGUGUAUUUAUUCGCUAGGCGGUUUUUGAUGAUGCUAGACGAUUCGGUGCGGUAUCGGUAAGCAGAGUGUGUGACAUUUAUUAUCGUGUGCGUGUGUGUGGUGAAGCAUCGAACCAUUGCCAUUUGCAACUGCGGUGAGGCUUGCAGGCGCCUGCACCAACAUGUUUAUCAACAAAGCGGACCGGACGAGCUGGCUGUGACGCGCUAUCCCGCCCUACUUCUCCCCUGCCCUAGCAAAUGAAUGAACAAGCGAUGGAAAAGCAGUACCACGAGGUAGCGGCCCGUGCAGUGUUGGGCUACCUCUACGACCACGACAUGUACAUGCUGGCGGAGCAGUUCUGCAUGGACUGUCCGUACCUGCGGGCGGACCAGGGCUCCUUCGAGCUGGGCCGCAUCCCGGUGAACGUGCUGCAGAAGCCCCUGCAGCAAGUGAUGAAGGAAUUUAUCGCGAUGCAAUCGCAGCUCCUGCAGCUGGUUAAUCUUUGCAGCACCGUCGUUGCCUUUCCGCACACCGACUCCACGAUGGUGCUGGUGGACCAUCUGAUCAAUGUGCUGAAGUCGUCCGGCACGGGCCCGGUGCUCGAUGCGGUCAUUACCACCCUGCCGGCCUACAGUGCCGCCUGGGCCGACAGUCAGUCACCGCCACCGUCACACCCGACGCCACCACCGGCAGCAGCGGGCCCGCCAACCGUGCUAAACACGUCCGACUCGAUGCAGGACAGCAACGUCUCCACCAUCUCGGUGCAGAGCCGGCUCGAGGAGGACAUCAGCAUGAUGCCGGUCGAUCUGAGCAUGAUCGAGACGGUCGCACCGGACCCGCUGCCGACCAGCGCCCACAAGCGCCCGCCCGUUUCCGCCGAUCAACCAGUGCCGGUUGAGCAGCAGCACCCGUCGCCCGCCUGCGGGCUAGCACAGCAAUCAAACUCGCCCGCCGUCCGAUCACAUCCCCAUCAACACAGCAAACCAUCGCCGGUAACGGUUACGCUGCAAUCGCCGCAGGAAACCGAACUGCUCGCGACCAACCCGCCCCAGGUGGCGCCGGUCGGAGCGAGUGACGAAAAUGUGCCGCCCGCCGCCACCACCACCACCGCCGCCAGUGUGACGCUGGCCGAUCCACCCCGCUCCAAUGCGACACCGCUGGACAACCCGAUCGUGCCCGGGACGGCCAGCUCGCGGUCCACCUCCAGCCGGAAGCGGACGCACAUCCGCAUACUGGACUUUGGCACGCCGCCAUACAAGCGCGGCAGCCCGUCGACCAGCGGAUACAGCAGCUCGACCGGCCGCCGCCUGUCACCCCCGCCAAAGGCCGUUACGCCCACCGUGCGUCCCAGGCCCGUGCUGAAGCUGCCGGUGACCGAGGAGGAGCAAGCGACGCCGGCGCCGCCGCCUGCUCACCCACCACCGCCAGCUCAGCCACCUUCACCUCCACCGCCGCCACCUGUUCAGCCAUCAUCACCACCACCUCCACCACCACCACCACCGUCCGCUACAACCGAACAACCGCAGCCAAAGAAAGAGAUCGUGCAGCGGCAACGAAGCAAGCGGGCCGUCGCGAGCAAACCGGAGACGGAAACGAUACCGCCGAGUAAAAUACCUACGCCCCCGGCCAAAGUGCCCGCCGCAACGGAACCGGCCCCAACCACCUCCUCCUGUCAGCCAACCACCAGCAGUGCGAUGGUUCCACCGAACCCCCCCAAAGAGGCACCGGCGCCGUCCAGUAGUACAAAGUCGCCGAGACGCGCUACCACCACCAGUCAGCCACCAAACCAGCAUCACACCAAAGCAAAGGAGGUGCCAGUGAGUGUGCGGCCACCGUCCCGCUCGCCGCCCCGCUCGCUGCUGCCGCCCGGGACGCCCGGCUGCCCGGUCGAUCCGCUGGCCGUCUACCCGAUGACGCCCCGGUUUCUGACCCGGCCGCUCCAGCCGCUCUGCAUGCUGACGCCGCUGCUCGGCCCCCUCGACAUAAGCGGCGUCAGCCAGCUCAAGUCGGGCAGCCACUCGAAACCGUCCGACAUCAACACGCCCGGCUACCCGAUCACGCCAGGGUGUGCGAGCACGCCCUCGCCACCGCCGGACAGUGGCCCCGGUGUGUCGUACUACGAGGGCGGCAAACCCACGGCACCCCCGGCACCCAGCGCCGAGCGGGCCGAAGUGGGCGCGCCGGGGGAUGACGGCGAAGCGUCCGACGGGGAGGAGGCAGGGCAGUACUUCGAGCCACAGCUGACGCUGGCGGCCGGCAGCGAGGAAAUCAGGGUCGUCCACCAGCGGGAGGGCAGACGCCGGCCCGGCACGUUGCGCGAGCGGGACAGCGAGUACGAGGAGCGGCUGGCGUCGCGCAUCGAGAUCGACAACGGGCAGCGGGUGUUCCAGAUUGCCAUCGCGCCCAUCAUUAAUCUGUUCGAAAAUGGCACCAGGUAGUGGUAGGAGGGGAACCGGCGGGGGGGGGAGGGAUCUUAUUCCCACGUGUAAAGAUAUAUAUAUUUUUUAAGUCGUAUUUAUAAGGGAGCUUCAUUGUGUGCUCCAAUAUAGGUAGCCUAUUUCGUGCAGGCAUCUCUUCGGGCGAAGAAGUUAGUGCGAGGGAACCAUAGCUUAAGCCUCCGUGCUCUCCAACCUUUUUCAGCAUCAUGGACUACUUCUGCAGCUUUGCUUUUCUAUAUUUUUUGAUAUUUUUUCCGCGACCCACAUAUAUUGAGGCCAUAUACAGUGGAACCCCUCAUAACGAAUUUUGUUUUUUCGCGUAACGCAUAAAUACUCAACGAGUACAAUCAUGCCUAACUAGCAAUUUCAUUCGUGUACAGGAUACGUAUUUUAGGAACUGAUCUGAAAUCAUAAUCAAGCUCGGGGCUAUUUGCAAUUCAUGAAUUAUUUAAUUUUCACUAUCCUUCUUGCAUAUGAGUUUCGAUAUAAUCAACAAUCAUUUAGUACAGGGGUCUCCAAACUAGUUACGAGUUUAGUUGGGAAAAAUCCGAAGUCGACCCCGCUCCGACUCCGGGAUGGUAGGUUCGCUCAGCAUUAUCCGGAGCUGUUCGAUAUCGUCUGUCAUCCCGAGUCGCUUGGAGUCGUCUGGAUGCGAAGUCAUGCAGAAUCUUCCAGAGUAAUCCAGAGUCUUGCGGAGUCGACUCCGAAUUCUGACGACUUCGAACGACUCCAAAUUCGAACGACUCCGAACGACUCCGGACGACUCAUCUGGAAUCUUUCAGAGUCAUCCGGAAUCUUCCGGAGUCCGACUCCAGGCAACUGCAGAUGACUCCGAACGAUUCCGACUCCGGACCACUCCGAAUGACUCCAACUCCGGACAACUUCGGACGACUCCGGACGACUCUGGACGACCACGGAUGACUCAAGAUCACUCCGGAAGACUCCGGACGCCUGUGGACGACUCCGACUCCGGACGGAAUUAGUGGUUCCCAUUUUGCCAGAGUCAGAAUCUGACUAACAAUUGUCGGAGUCGGAUCAAAGUCGUAGGUGCUCUCCAGAGAGCACAUCACUUCUCCAAACUACAGCCCGCUGGAGUCUAUAAUGACUUUGCUAAGGUUAAAACGAUUUGUCUAGUUUGUUGACUAUGUCAAUCGAUAUUUUGACUUCUAUCAAGCAUGUUCUUAUCAAGUUCACCCAUCAGCAAAAAGUAACUGUCACAAUGGCCCUCUCAGAUUUGGAGAUUUGAUCAACGCAUUAACUACCAACUGCUGCCACUUGGAGGAGUUUCGUAUUACUACCAACUCUUCCUAGACAUAAACCAAUAGCAGAUGGUUAAUCGUGCAGGCAUAUUAUAUACUUUACAGCAUAGGAGAACUACGGCUCAAAUAACUUUUAUGCAUAAAUUAUUAAUUGGAGAUUUUGAUGCACCUGACAUUUUAAAUUUUAUUUGCUUUUCUACUCCCUCUAGAGGUCUUAGAAGUAGAGAGCUACUAAGAAGCCCUUUUAGAUCGACUGGUUUUGGUGCCAAUGAUCCACUGCUCAAAACUUGUACUCUGUAAGCAUUAAGUUAUUUAGGCAUACUGCCCGAUAACUUUGAUUCAAAUAAAUAAAUAAAUAAAUAUUCUUGCAAACGAGAUGUCUCGUUUUUAAUCCAA
Molecule: messenger RNA, 4211 nt
Organism: Anopheles arabiensis
Lineage: Eukaryota; Metazoa; Arthropoda; Insecta; Diptera; Culicidae
Product: extensin-like
Exons: 4
Coding region: 376-2556 (726 amino acids)
Source: RefSeq, a predicted model, not a curated record